Molecule: messenger RNA, 1889 nt
Organism: Setaria italica (foxtail millet)
Lineage: Eukaryota; Viridiplantae; Streptophyta; Magnoliopsida; Poales; Poaceae
Product: pentatricopeptide repeat-containing protein At3g25210, mitochondrial
Exons: 1
Coding region: 106-1422 (438 amino acids)
Molecular function (GO): protein binding
Source: RefSeq, a predicted model, not a curated record
GUUCGAUAGCUUGUGGCCUUGACAUCAACAGGAAUCCUAUCGGAAAACGAGUGCGCGUCAUGAGGCAUGACGACUGGAUAGUUUGUUCUGAGCUCGGCUCAUAUCAUGGUCCAGAGACGGCCCGCUUUGCGAGUUGCCGGGCCUCCUUGCUCCAUGGAUGGCUGCGCAUGCACAAAGCCCUGUAAGCCUCGGCCCGCGUGGCUUGCGAGCCUCUUGAAGUCCAGUGGAACUGGAACGGGCGGAGCCCACCGCACCAUGGCGCUGCUCGCCGCCGCCGCCCGCCGCCUCCCGCGCCACCUCCGUCUGCUCCACCCCCGCCGCCUCACCACCACCUCCCCAUCCCCUCCCCAUCCGGACCCCGAAACCCCCACCCCAGAGUGGUCCCCCGUCCGAGCUCCGCCGGACGAGCAGUUCGCGACGUGGGUCACGCGCCUCCGCCCGGGCUUCACCGCGUCCGACCUCGCCGCGGCCAUCUCCGCCGAGCCUGACCCGGACCUCGCGCUCGCGCUCUUCCGCUGGGCCGGGCUGCGCCCGGGGUUCCGCCACGCGCCCGAAUCCUACUUCGCCGCGAUCAAGGCGGCCUCGUCCGGCCGCCGCCCCGCCGCCGCGGAGGCGCUCGUCCACGACGUCUUCGCGGGGGCCUGCGCGCCCGACCUCCGCCUCUUCAACGCCUGCCUCCGCUUCUGCUGCGACCGCCGCAGCCUGUUCCCGCUCGCCUUCGACAUGUUCAACAAGAUGCGCGCCAUGCCCGCGGCCGCCGGAUGCCGCCCCGACGUCGAGACCUACACGCUCCUCCUCAGCGCCGUCGUGCGCCGCGUGCGCCGCCCGCCGGCGUCGAUGGUCUACCUCCACGCCGUCCGGUCCCUCUCCCGCCAGAUGAAGGCCUCCGGCGUUGUCCCGGACACCUUCCUGCUCAACCUCAUCAUCAAGGCCUACGCGCGGUGCGUGGAGGUGGACGACGCGCUCAAGGUGUUCCGUGAAAUGCCGCUGUAUGGCUGCGAGCCAAACGAGUUCACCUAUGGGUACAUUGUCAAGGCCAUGUUUCAGAAGGGCUGGACAGACAAGGGCAUGGUGUAUUUUGCAGAGAUGAGGGAGAAGGAAUUUGUGCCAUCCGGAGGCGUGUACAUGAUCGCUGUGUCGGCGUUGGCAUUGGAAUGGAGGUUCGAGGAAUCGAGGCGGGUGCUGCUGGAUAUGUUGGAUUGCAAGAGGAAGCCGGAUAUGAUCACAUACAGGACACUGCUGGAGGAGAUGUGCCGGGCUGGGCAAACUGAGCAGGCGUUUGAGGUGCUGGAGGAACUGAAAGGGAGGAAGCGAGGGCCAUUGGACCAGAGGAUGUACUCAGAAUUGCUUGAUGGGUUGCAUUGGAUUUCCCAGCCUCAUAAGGACAACCGAACUGUCCAUGACAAGGGUUCUGAUGAUUGAAAUGAUGUGUUGUGGUGAUAAUGCUCAUCCAGAAUCAAUGAAUCAUAUGCAUGGCUGGUUCUGGUUGAGAAGACUGACUACAUACCUCUGCUUCAAGCAUUCACGGUGAAUAGAUGCAGAGUCACCCCAACUCACAUUAACGCUACCACUACAGUAGCACAAUUGAUGCAAGGCCAAGGCAAAGAGAAGAUCAGCAGAAUACCUCAUGGGAAAUGUGCGAUCAAAACUCUUGCACAGUAGGGAUGCUACUACUGUGGGGAUGAUUUCUAUAAGUUGUGGAUACUGUCAUGAUAAUAGCUGACCAAUUUUCCUGUCAGUGACAACAUUUGAAUCUUGUACGUCCGUUCAGAAAAAAGUUGUUCCAGGUAUCAUAUGGCACCAACAGCUACAUAACGAUUGCAGUGUCUUACAUCUGAAUUGAUUUGAAGUGUACCAUUGGAAGAAAUCAUGUUUAUAUGCUGGAGCUA